This is a messenger RNA of Hyaloscypha bicolor E, 1515 nucleotides long. Its product is annotated as putative UbiE/COQ5 family methyltransferase. NCBI's taxonomy places the organism in Eukaryota, Fungi, Ascomycota, Leotiomycetes, Helotiales, Hyaloscyphaceae. The transcript is spliced from 4 exons. The record is from RefSeq and is a predicted model, not a curated record. Bases 433 to 1347 code for a protein of 304 amino acids. Gene Ontology annotation, molecular function: methyltransferase activity.
GCCAACGCAGACAUCUUGGCGACUAGUCAGGAUUCGGCUGAACUUGCUCUCAAACAACCUUAUUUCUUCCUCUCGGGAGACUCGAGGCGUUCAAGAUCAGGAGAUCGGUUGAAUGACUGCCCUUGACUGCCCUUUCUUGCCUUGCUGGAGCCAAUCAUUGUCACUGAGAGCCAUCUGAGCAUGUGGACAUCUUUCGCACACAAGGUUGCAACUCUUCAGCCCUCCGCCGACCACUCCGCCGACUCGGUGGUCCUCGUUUGGCUCUCCUCAGAACUUCGGUCUCUAUCAACUCUGGCUUUGACCUUUUGAGCGUGGAGAAAUUGAGAAGAACCAAACAACGUCGCUUCAAUCAAGGCAAAGCAAGUAUCAGCCCAUCGCCACCCUUGCAAAGACAACCUUACACAGAUCCAGCAUCUGCAUUCACACGCCACAAUGUCCGCCAUCACCUCCCGGGUGGUCAUCGACCAUUACUCAGCCCUCGCCCGAGAAAACGACACCAGGAACGCAGAGCACAUCAAAAAAGUCGCCGAGUCCUUUGGUUAUUCCGCAGAAGACCUGGCUGGCAUCCCAGAAGAAGCAAACUUGGGGGUCAGCUGCGGUAAUCCGCUUGCUGUUGCAGGUUUGAAAGCUGGCGAGACAGUCAUCGAUCUUGGCUCCGGAGCAGGCUUCGAUGUCUUCCAAGCCGCUCGCAAAGUCGGGCCAACUGGCCUCUCAAUCGGGGUAGAUAUGAGCCAAGACAUGCUCUCUCGCGCCGAGAAGAACGCCUCCAAGGCAUCCAUCACGAACGUCAAGUUCGUGCUCUCACCCAUCACGAAGAUCCCUUUGGAGUCUGAGAGCGCAAAUUGCAUCAUCAGCAACUGCGUCAUCAACUUGCUUCAACAAGAUGAGAAGCCUGUCUGUUUUGGGGAAGUCUAUCGUCUGCUGAAACCAGGUGGGCGGCUGGCGGUUAGUGAUAUACUAGCCAAGAAGGAGUUUACGGAGGAGUUGAAGAGGGACAUGGGACUUUAUGUGGGGUGUAUUAGUGGUGCAAGUUUGGUGAGUGAGUAUGAGGGGUGGUUGAAGGAGGCCGGGUUUGAAGAUGUCUUAAUCGUCGACAAGAAGAGUGACCUCAAUAUCUAUAAGGAGAGGAACAAGGGCGGGGAAGAAUCUUCGUGUUGUGGUACGGCUGACGAAAAAGAACCGGCGGCGUCUUCUUGUUGUGUUCCAUCUGGGUCGUGCCGCUCCACCUCUGCCGAGAAAACGAAGUCAGAGAAAGAGGAGUUGGCGAAGAGAGUUGCCAAUAUCGAUUUCAAUGAGUGGGUCAGCUCCUUCAGCAUCUAUGCCGUCAAACCCGUGGCCAGCACUUAAACAUGUCCUUCUUUUCGUUUGUUAUCGUCUCGGAAACUGCCAAUCCAAAAUUCGUUAAUGAACUAUGUAAUGACUAACAAAAUUUUAAGUAUUGAGGAUGAGAAAUCACAAAAAUAUUUCUUCUAAGUAGUACCAUCGUAAACGAUAUAACAAAAAGCCAAGAUCCUC